Messenger RNA from Colletotrichum graminicola M1.001, 201 nucleotides. RefSeq lists its product as uncharacterized. The transcript has a single exon. The record is from RefSeq and is a predicted model, not a curated record. NCBI's taxonomy places the organism in Eukaryota, Fungi, Ascomycota, Sordariomycetes, Glomerellales, Glomerellaceae. Bases 1 to 201 code for a protein of 66 amino acids.
AUGAAGGCACUUGUUAAGCUCACAGACGGAGACAACAACGGGCAGUAUGGAGACCAGUGGCGGCCAAAAGUCCAUUUCGCCGCUGGUGUUUCCCAACCUGGCAUCACGAAGAAGGGCUCAAGCAUGGCAGAGACUCUGGUUGGAGCGGAAGACCACUUGAGGAUUAACGAGGAUGGGCUGAGUCUAAUCGAGAUUUUGUGA